UUAUUCCAGACGAUGACCGCUUGGCUUCAAGUGGCCCUCGCGGUCGUCAUGUUCCUUACAACUGCCAUUGCCGGAUUCAUCCCACUGAAGCUACUGCGGUUUCUCAACAAAACGCAAGGUGAUAACAAGAAACGCGGUAGAUGGCUUUCGUUGCUCUCGUGCUUCUCCGGCGGCGUGUUCAUGGGAACAUGCUUUCUCGACAUCAUUCCACAUAUCAACGAAAACUACGAAGAUUUCAAAGUCCUGUCUGGUACCAACUUCGAGUUCCCAUUACCCCAGUUCUUCACGUGUGUCGGCUUUUUCCUUGUCUACCUCAUCGAGGAAAUUUGCAUCAAGCUACGAAGAUGGAACAGUGCUUGUAUAACCGUGAGGUGCAGAUUCAGCCUUGUGAUGGAGGAAACAGCGAACUAUGCAGUCGCUGAGUCGUCCGAAGGAUCUUUGUUGAAAUCGUUGACGUUCGCCGUUGCCAUGUCCUUCCACUCGAUUCUCGAAGGGUUCGCUCUUGGAGUUCAGAACACCACCGCACGAAUCGUCACCCUGUUCAUCUCGCUUAUCCUUCACAAAGGUGUUGAAGCGUUCAGCGUUGGAUUGCAGAUAUCUAAGGGAAACAGUAAUAAGCUGAAAGCAGUGAUUGCAACAAUCCUCAUUUACGCCAUGAUGACUCCUCUGGGAUCAGGUCUGGGAACCUUGCUUCAGAUGUCCAACAUAAGCCGCCUCCAUAAAGAUGGAGCCGUCUUGAUACUGGAAUCACUGGCGGCUGGCACCUUCAUUUACGUCACCUUCCUAGAGGUCUUGGCACAUGAAAAGGACAACGAACAUAAUAGUUUGAAGCAGUUGCUGGCAAUCUUCAUCGGAUUUGCUGUCAUCGCGGCUCUGCAGUUCGCAUUUGGUGAUCAUGGUCACGAUGGAGGCCACGAAGGAGGCCACGUUCACACACUACCGCUAGGCUUCACCACCACACCCUUUGUGCCGCACUGA
Haemonchus placei is the source of this 978-nucleotide messenger RNA. The record is from the annotation of a GenBank genome assembly. NCBI's taxonomy places the organism in Eukaryota, Metazoa, Nematoda, Chromadorea, Rhabditida, Trichostrongylidae.